ACGUGUACUUGGAGAACAGGGCAAGAUCACUGAUCAGGAAGUGAAUUGGCAGUUGGUUAUUUUACCCGAAACGCUGUCAAAACUCCAUCGGAAUGUCUAAAACGCGACAAGCACCUCAGUCGACAGUCCAGCAACAAAUUCAGGAGGACUGGGCCAAUAGAGAAUACAUCGAAGUCAUCACGACAAACAUCAAGAAAAUAGCUGACUUCCUUAAUUCCUUUGAUACAUCAUGUCGAUCGAGAUUAGCUAUGCUGAACGAGAAGCUGACAUCACUUGAGCGACAAAUAGAGUAUCUGGAAGCAAGGGUCACAAAGGGAGAAACCUUGACAUGAGAAACCAAUGAGGUCACUUUUGUAUUUGUAGUCCAGAUAUCAUCUCAGAGUCGUCUUCUACAAGUCGAGCUUCAUUCCAGUCAUCUUUUGUUCAGAUCUAACCAUCUCAAUACGGGCAUCUCCCCGGACCGUAAAUUUCAUUGUGGUCCAGAAAUCAAGCAGAGGCAUCUCCUCCGAGACUAAUCUUCAUUCCAGCCAUUUUGUUUUUUCUUUCAUCUGGGUUUAACUAGCUCCCCAAAUCUUUUGUAGACCUUUCUUGACUCCAUUUUGUACUGGCAGCCUUCGGCUAUGUAAAUAGAAACAUGGUUGGAAGAACAUUUUCCAUUUUCGCCUCCCAGUGUGAAGAGGGAGGCAUUUAUAGCUUUGGUAGUGUGUUGUUAAUGCACUGCGUGUGGUAGUUGCAUGAUUCUUUUGUAAUUCCGGUAGAGUCUUUCAACCCAAAACUUACUGAGCAAAACUGUGAAAGAGCUAAAGGAAGAUUGAUGGCAAACUACUGUGGCAUAAAUAAUGUUUUUUUAAUAAUCACCUUACUGGCAUCUGUCUUGCCAGGCAAAAAUGACCGCCUCCUUGAAGGUCUCAGCAUGUAAAGUCCUAGGGCCCAACCCAUGCCAACAUUAACAAAGCUGUGAACUCACACAAUUACCCUGCACGGAAAAAAAAGUUGUGGCCAGUUGUCAGCACUUUGCCAUUUUGAGUCCAUGGGGGGUGCAGGGCUGUUCUCAAGAGAAUAGUUCAACAAAAAACAGAUAGUGGAAAUAAGCUUUAAAGCCCCACAUAAAUUAGAACCCAUGUUGUAGACAGCUACUGUAAACAUAAACUAUCGUUUCCUCACAUACACCAUUUGUGAAUUAAGACUACUCAAGUCCUGAGAUUUGAUUUCUGAUUUCUUUGUUUUCCGCUUUAUUAAUUUAUUGCAUUUUCGUAUUUAAAUGUUACAAGAAUUCUUUUUUUAAAUAAAGGGGCUCUUUAACAUCUAUUGAGCAGGAAUUAGAUCAUUUGUAACUUUUACUAAAUAAAAAUCCCUAUGUUUAGAAAUCUGGUACAUUAUUGUGAAAGUGUAUAGAAAACCGAGAAAAAACAAAGACAUUGUAAAGACAUGUUAAAGGUCUUUGUUUUCGAGGCAGGGCAUUAAUCCAAACUUUGGGAUGUAACCACUCUUUUAUCAAAUUGUUUGUGGGCGAUUCCAUGAAACAGGUAAUGUGUCAUUCGGUUACUGGGUUUGCUAUCAUUCACAGUUCACAGACGAAAAGAAGUUUCGUCAAAUAAAAAAAGUGAAAAUUUAAGGUAACAUUACAGCCUAUUAUUCCUGCUUUAAUUUACCUUGCUGAUGAACUGUGCAGAAAAAUAAGCUCAUUGGUGUGAUGCCACCAAAGUUUGCAUGGAGUUGUUCCUUGUGAUAACAAAUAUUGCAUGUGGUUUGGGUUUAGGAGAAUGUACAUAUGUUGAUGCUGAUCAUUGUCACUACAUUGGAUCCUUGUUACAGAAACUGAAGGAUUAACUUACUGUUCCAACCCAAAAUAUUGAAAUAACAACAUAAAAGAUUUAAAAUUUU
Molecule: messenger RNA, 1884 nt
Organism: Acanthaster planci (crown-of-thorns starfish)
Lineage: Eukaryota; Metazoa; Echinodermata; Asteroidea; Valvatida; Acanthasteridae
Product: putative protein BRICK1-B
Biological process (GO): actin filament organization; cell motility; regulation of actin polymerization or depolymerization
Cellular component (GO): SCAR complex
Molecular function (GO): protein-containing complex binding
Source: RefSeq, a predicted model, not a curated record